Molecule: messenger RNA, 1696 nt
Organism: Labeo rohita (rohu)
Lineage: Eukaryota; Metazoa; Chordata; Actinopteri; Cypriniformes; Cyprinidae
Gene: pias4b
Product: protein inhibitor of activated STAT, 4b
Exons: 11
Coding region: 105-1490 (461 amino acids)
Biological process (GO): regulation of transcription by RNA polymerase II; protein sumoylation
Molecular function (GO): transcription coregulator activity; SUMO ligase activity; zinc ion binding
Source: RefSeq, a predicted model, not a curated record
AUGACGUAUUUGCUGCUUUGUUUCUCAACAGUUGACAUUUUUAUGCUGUAUAUUUUUCGCUUCACGAUUAACAUUUUCUAAAUAUUUGCUGUUAUUGUGUGAUUAUGUCCACAGAUGUUUUGGAAGCCACAGUGAUGCUGGAGGUCUUACGGGUGACGGAGCUUCGUCUUCUGCUUUCCAAGAUGGGCAAGAGUAAAAGCGGCCUGAAGAAGGAUCUCAUGAAGAGAGUCACAGAUCUGCUACACAAUGAAUGCAGUCCUGAGCUGCUGUCUGCUGUCCGAGAGCUGCACAAACUCCGGCAGGUUUCCAAAGACGCCCGCAGGAGCUCAAAGCCCAGUCCUGUAGAAAUCAUCUCCAUGCCAGCGUGUGUCUUGCCUGAGAAACCCCAAUCACCCAUAUCAAUCUGUACAGAGCCACAGAUGAUCAAACUGCCCUUCUACCAGACACUGGACACCAUUCUGCCACCUACACCUCUGGUGCCCAUGUUUGGAGGAGCCAUGCAGAACUCAGAUUUCCUGUUUCAUCUCAGUGCAAGUCAACAAGCUCAGAUCCAGAACAGCAAGUCGUCUCAGUCUGGUCUGGCGUCUGUUCAAGUGGUGCUCAGGAUUUGCUACAGUGAGAGCAUCGGUGUUGAAGAAGAUCAGUUUCCACCGAACAUCUGUGUUUCAGUUAAUCACGCUGACUGUCCCAUACAGUGCACCUAUUCAUCCAAUAAAAUGGGGACUGAGCCUUCUCGUCCGUGUCGUCCGAUCGACCUCACGCCUGGUUUGUACCCUGCGUUCACAAACCGAUUCUCAGUGGUGUGGGGAAACUUCGGCAAGAGUUAUACAGUGGCUGUGUAUCUGGUGCGGGUGGUUUCGUCUCAGGAUCUGUUGGAUCAGCUCCGCAGGACCGCGGUGGAGCAGCAGGAGCUCUGCAGACAGAGAGUUUCUGAGAAAUUGUGCUCUGAUCCAGAAAAUGAGAUUUCUACUACAGGCUUGCAAGUAUCGCUAAUUUGUCCACUAGCAAAGAUGCGUAUGUCUGUUCCCUGUCGGGCUCGAGGCUGCGCUCACCUGCAGUGCUUCGAUGCUUCCUUCUACCUGCAAAUGAACGAAAGAAAGCCCAGGUGGACGUGUCCCGUGUGCCACAGAUACGCUCCGUUUGAUGAGCUGCGAAUCGACAGUUUGCUGUGUGAAGUUCUGGAGAGCUGCGGUGAGGAUGUGGAGGAGAUUGAAUAUCUGUCUGACAGCAACUGGAAAGCCGUGAGACACGACAAAAGCGACAAAAACAAGGAAACUAUUCAACAUCAACAGAUCAAACACAAGGUGAAUUGUAAUUCAGUGGGCAGCGUUAUUGUAGAUCUGACACAGUUUUCCUCUGAUGAUGAAGAUUUCCAAAAAGAGGAGACAGUUUCCACACAUUUGGAAGACAAAAGUGUGCACUUUAGAAAAUCUGGCAUAGUUAAAACUACUAAACCCAAAAGUCGAAAAACCCAGGUCCAAAACUAUUAAUUGUGCUAGAAGUAUUUAUUUUUUAUUAUGUCUUUUUUUCUGUUUUAGUUUUUAAUAAUUGUUAAUAUUGCCUCUGACAGUCAUUUAGAAUCACAUUUUCAGACGUUUUUUAUUAUAUGAUGCUCAAUCUGAUGACUGAUGUGAGCCUGUCGUCAUUCAGUCAUUGUGUUUUGCAUGUUGUCGAGUGUGUUGUGUUUGUCUUCAUU